Messenger RNA from Ilyonectria robusta, 768 nucleotides. Its product is annotated as 3-oxoacyl-reductase. Bases 1 to 768 code for a protein of 255 amino acids. The transcript has 3 exons. Lineage: Eukaryota; Fungi; Ascomycota; Sordariomycetes; Hypocreales; Nectriaceae. The record is from RefSeq and is a predicted model, not a curated record. Gene Ontology annotation, molecular function: oxidoreductase activity.
AUGGCGCCACUCUCGGGAAAGAUUAUCGCCAUCACAGGAGCUGCAUCCGGAAUGGGGCUUGCAAUCGCCAAGAAGCUCAUGAAGCAAGGUGCACUUCUUUCGAUUGCCGAUGUCCAUGAGGCAAACCUUCAAGCUGCCAAAUUGCAGCUUAAAGAACUUGGAGAGCAAAUUCUCUUAACAACUGUCCUGGAUGUUAGAAAGAGUUCAGAGGUCGACGCGUGGAUCGCCUCUACGAUCUCGGAGCUUGGUGGCCUCCAUGGGGCAGUCAACUUUGCAGGUGUGACAAAUGCAAAGAUUGGAACCGAAGGAAUUCAUGAACUAGACGACAGUACAUAUGAUUUUCUCAUGGAUGUCAAUUUGCGUGGAAUUGUCAACUGCAUGCGGGCCCAAUUACGGUAUAUGGUAUCUGGAGCGGCAAUAGUGAACGCUUGCAGUGCUUCGGGCCUCAUGGGGUUUGCAGGGGGAGCUGUUUACACUGCUAGCAAGCAUGGUGUCGCUGGUGUAACCAAGGCAGUGGCAAAGGAAGCGGGCAAAAAGAAUAUCAGGGUCAAUGCUGUGGCUCCCGGCUUCAUAGAUACACCUAUGACGGCCAAAACCAUCGGGAAUUUGAACCUUGCCCCUGGUGACUUGGGACCUUGCGAAGCAACCGCGCUUGGUCGAGCCGGACAGCCUGCCGAGGUCGCAAACCUCGUGGCAUUUUUGCUUAGUGAUGAGGCAUCGUAUAUAACUGGGACUGUUAUCCCAGUUGAUGGUGGGCUGGUUUGCUAG